Pieris macdunnoughi is the source of this 1164-nucleotide messenger RNA. Lineage: Eukaryota; Metazoa; Arthropoda; Insecta; Lepidoptera; Pieridae. The record is from the annotation of a GenBank genome assembly.
AUGUCUUUAAUAGCUGGAGUAGGAGAUGAAGUUAUACAGUUUAUGAUAACUGUAAUGGUGAUUGUUAUUGCAUCAUUGGCAUGGUGGUCUACAAACUCUCGACCUGAUAGGUACAGGACAGUAUUCUUAAUGAGAUCUCGCGGCAAUCAUCCUGUAACUGUGAGCAUAAGAACUAGACCUCCUUUACCUGUCCGACCAAGACUACGCACUCAAAUUACACCUAUAGAACCAGAAUCAAUAUCAACCACAUCAACAUCCAUCACUAGCAAUGGAAAUCAUACGAUUCCCAUACAAGAAAUGGAUAGUAUUGUGGAUGCAGACAUGGCUAUGUUAGACAAUAAUCGGUUACAUUUUUAUAGAGUUGUUGAUGCAACACCGAGUACAUCACAGAUAACAAUUCAGACCAAUGUCACAGAGACUGAAACACAUGUGGAUGUGGAGCCAGCCAGUGAGGCCCAAAUAAGGGAAAUGGAUAGUAUAGUCAGUGCUAUGGAAGCAGAUGUACCCUUGCAACAUGAAAGGAACACCACAGAAGCUCCCGCAACGAGUACAAGUAAAGAGCCAAUUCCAAAUACAAGUAGUCCUGUGGAGGAGUCUGAGGGCACUUCCUCUGAAAGUGUGGAGGUUGACCAGUCUAACAAGAUCUUGAUAAAGUUAAAAUAUCUCAAUGAAACACUUAAAGAAGUUGAGGGUAGUCUGGAUGAGCUACUUAAAGAUUUUAAAGGACGUCACUUCGCCGCGGAGCUAUCGUCCGAGAGUCGUGUGCGUCUAAUAUUCAACGGGCGCGUGUUAGUGGACGAAGCGGCAACCUUACGCGCGUGUGGGUUGCACCAUCAAGCUGUCGUUCAUGCUUUGAUACAUCCCAAACGGAAUGCACCUCCACAGCAGAACCCAACUGAGCCAGCAACGACAGGCGAAACUGUCAUGACGGAGCCUCCGGCUGCUGAACGAAGCUGGGACCUCGAGAAUAUCCUGAUGACAUUAGUCAGCGUAGCGGUUACGGUCGUGUGGUUCUUCAGGUGCGAAUACUCGAACAUGUUCACGGUGAGUGCCAGUGUUGCAUUAUUCGGGCUGACGGUGUUCUACAGUAUUGCCAUAUUCGGCCUUUAUCUUUCCGACACAUUCCACUUCGAGCGACGCCCACAUCAGCUGCCUAACAAUUGA